AUGGAUGCGAUAUCAACAUACAGCUUCGGGAACCUGGGCUGGCUCUCUAUUCAGGCCCUCCCGCUUAUAGUAUGGCCGCGCUUCAUUGGCAAUCUUCUUCGGCCAGACGACUACCAGGGCGCCGUUGCUACCUCUCUUGAGGACUACUUCGCCCGCUCCCUAGGUUUCGCUCUUCUCACUCUAGCUCUUCUGAUUGUCACUCUCUCGGGAGCUGUCCCACUUACGUCUGAAGACCAAAGUCAGCCCCCCCCCGCCGGAACUAUAUCCCCCUACGCAAACGCUGCCCUGAUCCUCUCCUCAGUUCACCACGCCUCUGCUGCCUUCUAUUGCUACAGCAGAUACCUGCGAGAUGGCCAGACGGCAUUUGUGCUGGGCUGCUUCGGCAGCACCAUCUUCGCCGUGUUCGGUCUCUGGGUUCUUAUGUUCGCCGGCGACAAGUCGCGCCUCAGCAAGAAGCAUGGCUUCGACAAGGACACUAGCUCGUUUCCUUUCAAAAACGCCGAGUCUUACAGAACCAAGAAGAAGGGUCUUUAA
This is a messenger RNA of Colletotrichum truncatum, 534 nucleotides long. NCBI's taxonomy places the organism in Eukaryota, Fungi, Ascomycota, Sordariomycetes, Glomerellales, Glomerellaceae. The record is from RefSeq and is a predicted model, not a curated record.